UGGUGGAGAUGCCAGGGAGACCUUGGCGUCUAGAAAGGAGCUCUGGCUGCCUCGGACCCCUCAGGGCGGAUGGCAACUAUCAAAAGGAAAUAGGAUCAUGGCAACAGAUGAUGAUAAUGGUGAUGGAACAAGCUUAUUUGAUGUCUUUUCUGCUUCUCCUCUUAAAAAUAAUGAUGAAGGUUCUUUGGACAUAUAUGCUGGGUUGGACAGUGCUGUUUCUGACAGUUCUUCAAAAUCCUGUGUGCCAUCCAGAAAUUGUUUGGAUUUAUAUGAAGAAAUCCUGACUGAAGAAGGAACAGCAAAGGAGGCAACAUAUAAUGAUUUGCAAGUAGAAUAUGGAAAAUGUCAGCUGCAAAUGAAAGAGCUAAUGAAAAAGUUUAAGGACAUACAGACACAGAAUUUCAGCUUAAAAAAUGAAAAUCAGUCUCUGAAGAAGAAUAUUUCAGCACUUAUCAAAACUGCCAGAGUGGAAAUAAACCGCAAGGAUGAAGAAAUAAAUAAUCUUCAUCAAAGAUUGUCUGAGUUUCCACAUUUUCGAAAUAAUCAUAAAGCUGCAAGGACAUCAGAUAUAGUUAAAACAAAAGAUCUUAAAUCCAGAUCUCCCAAUAUGGAUGAUUGCUCAAAGACUGAUCACAGAGCAAAAAGUGAUGUUUCUAAAGGUGUACAUCAUAGCACUUCACUGCCAAACCUUGAAAAGGAAGGGAAAUCACAUUCUGAGAAAAAAAGCACUUUGCAUUUGCCUACAACUGUUGAAAAACACUGCACCAAUGGCAGUUGGUCACGUACCCAUUAUCCAGUUAGUGAGGGCAGCGCAAAGGAGGAUAAUAGACGAGGGAGAAAAGAUAUUAGACAUAGUCAGUAUAGCAGGGGAACUGACAGAAUACGAAAAGACUUAAAUACUAGCGGUGGUGAUGGUGAACCGAGGAACACGGAGGCUGGUCAAAGGCUUCAGGGACGAACUGAGAAAUAUGGUAAAGGUGAACCAAAGGCUGAAAGCAAAAAUUCAAAGUUUAAAAGUAACACAGAUUUGGAUUAUAAAAGUGAACACAUUAGUUCUUCUUGGGAAAAAGAGAUCUCUAGAGAAAGGUCACACAGUCGAGUAGAAUCUCAAACUGACAAAAAACUAGAAAGACAAAGUGAAAGAUUACAAAGUACAAAUAGAAAAGAACUUAAAUCACAAGACAAAGAAGAGAGAAAAGUUGAUCAAACACCUAAAUCAGUAGUAAAAGACCAGGAUCAUUGGAGAAGAUCUGAACGAGCAUCACUUCCUCAUUCUAAGAACGAAAUAACAAAAUCUUCUUACAAUUGCAGUAAAUACCAUCUAGAAGAGAGAAGAGGAAGGGAAGAGUGUAAAAGAGACAGGGGUGUAAGUAAUCAUAGUUUUCAAGAAGGAAGGUGUCCAUCCUCUCUUUCAACAAGUAGAACUCACAAAUACUUGGACUCCAGGGAAGUUGAUGCUGUGCACCAAUGGGAAAAUACACCUUUAAAAGCAGAAAGGCAUAGAACUGAAGAUAAGAGGAUAAGAGAACGAGAAAGCAAAGAAGAAAAUAGGCAUAUGAGAAAUGAAAAAAGAACACCUAUAGAACAUUUUCAGAAGACUAACAAAGAAACUAAGAAAACCAUUUCUGAUUUAAAGAGACAGAAUGAGCCAAAAAAUGAUAAAGGUGAUGUUUCUAAUAAUGAUGUUUCUGAAGGAGUGGAUAAUAAAGAGCUUGCAGUUAAAGCAGAGAGUGGUCCAAAUGAAACAAAAAAGAAAGACUUAAAGUUGAGUUUUAUGGAAAAGUUGAACUUAACUCUUUCUCCUGCUAAAAAGCAACCUGUUUCUCAGGAUAAUCAACAUAAAAUAACCAAUACUCCCAAAUCCAGUGGCAUAGGUGAUUUGGAGUCCCUGGUGCAGACUGAAACAGUGACGUGUGUUCCUUCUGUCCGUGGACAUAUCACAGAGGAUAAUAAAUCAGAAGUACUGGAACCAAAGGAUGUGCUUACAGCACCAUCUGAAUCCAGGACCAGUAUCCCAGAAAGAAAAAUAGAAGAAGAAAAUUGUUUGUUUGUUAAAUCUGUUGAGAAUGCUUCACAUUGUGUCAUGCCUGUGCCCAUCUGUGAUGCAGAGACUUCCUUUCCAGCACCUGUGGAAAUGGAACAAACAGAAUCUUUGUUGCCAUCAACAGAAAUGGAACAAAUCAUUAAUGGUGCAGCAGUUCCUGUGGCAGUGGACAUAUUACAAACAAGUGUUUCUCAGAACUUUGACUUGGAAUUGGAUAACAAAAGAAAUGAUUUAAGUUCUUGUAGUAUUUCUGAAGGUAGGGAAAUGAAGGAGGCUUUUUCAACAGAAGUGGCCAAACCCAAUGACAGCAUUUUGCAGCCCUCAAUUGAAGAAGCUGGAAGUUUACCAGUAGUCCUUUCAGAAGAUGUCAACCCAAAAUUUGAGCCUUCUCUUGUAGAUACACCACGGGUUGAGGAUGUGUUUCCACCAAAUUCAGCUCAUUCUACCUCCAAGAGUCCGUCUAAUCUCAAUAAAGAAAAUCAAAAACCAGUUCACAAAUCUGACAAAUUUUCAGUAACAUACUCCCAUAAGAAUUUAUCUUCAGAUGAAUUAGAAGAGGGAGAAAUUAAAAGUGACAGUGAAAAAUCUAAACCACAAAAAAGUUAUGAGAAAAGUGCCAAACCUAAAGCUUCUACUGAAGUGCGGAAUACAAAAAUUAGGAAAAGUACUGUGCAUUUGCACAAAGACAGUGGAAAAACAUCUCUAAAAAUCCAUCAGACUGAAAGCAAAUGGAAUAAAAGACAAAGUGAAUCUAGCAGAUCUUCCAAAACAGAAAAGAAAAAUAAGACAGUGAGCACCUCCAGCCUAGAAAAAAUUGUUCCAAUUGCUUCUGCACCCUCUUCUAUACGAGAGGUUAUGCAUAUGUUACGAAUGAUAAGAAAACAUGUAAGGAAAAAUUACAUGAAAUUCAAAGUAAAAUUUUCAUUAAUACAAUUUCAUAGAAUCAUUGAGUCAGCAGUUUUGAGUCUUACAUCACUAAUUAAACACCUUGACUUAUCCAAAAUCUCUAAGUCAGUAACUACUUUGCAGAAGAAUCUCUGUGAUGUUAUAGAAUCCAAACUUAAGCAAGUUAAAAAGAAUGGCAUAGUAGAUCGUUUAUUUGAACAGCAACUACCAGGUAUGAAAAAAAAAUUGUGGAAAUUUGUAGAUGAACAACUUGAUUAUUUGUUUGCUAAGCUUAAGAAAAUCUUAAGAAAGUUUUGUGAUUCCAUAAACUUUGGCAGUGACGAUGAAGGAAGACUUGAAAAGAUAAAUAAAGGAAAAGCACAAUAUUCAAAUUGUCAGAAGGAGAACAGGGAUAACUGCAGCAAAGAAAUGCUGAAACAGAAGUCCCCCAAAUCAGAGGGUUUUGUUUAUUGUAAGUCUUUACUGGGAAGUAAAAAAUCUGAGGAAAAACAUGGCCAGAAUAACUCCAAUAUUAACACAAUAAAGCAUGACAUUAAAAAAAGUUUAAACACUUGUUCCGAUAAUAUGAAAAUCUCUCAUUCUGAAGAACACUCCUUGGAACUCAAGUGUCCAAGCACCCCAAAGCCAGGAAAAAGUGAAGGUGGUGUCAUCGAGGAUGCCCAGACAUCCCAGCAUGCAGCUUUGAAGCCGGAACGCAGCUUUGAGAUUCUUACUGAACAGCAAGCAUCUAGCCUUACUUUUAAUUUAGUGAGUGAUGCACAGAUGGGGGAAAUAUUUAAAAGUUUGCUGCAAGAUUCUGAUCUUUUGGACAGCAGUGUUAACUGUAAUGAAAAAAGUGAGUGGGAGUUAAAGACUCCAGAAAAACAGCUGUUAGAGAGUCUCAAAUGUGAAUCUAUGCCAGCUUGUACAACGGAAGAGCUAGUUGCAGGGGAGGGUUCUCCAUGUCCUAAAAUGAUUAGUGAUGAUAACUGGUCGUUAUUGUCCUCUGAGAAAGGUCCAUCUCUGUCUUCAGGACUUGCGUUGCCAGUUCAUCCUGAUGUGUUGGAUGAAAGUUGUAUGUUUGAAGUGUCGACUAACAUAGCUUCAAGUAAAGAUCAUGUAUGUAAUUCAGAAAAGAGUAAGCCCUAUAUAUCUUCCAUCCUUCUUGAAGAUCUAGCGGUCUCUUUAACAGUACCAUCACCUCUCAAGUCAGAUGGUCACCUCAGUUUCUUAAAGCCUGAAGUUUUGUCUAGUUCAACCCCUGAGGAAGUGAUUAGUGCCCAUUUUAGUGAAGAUGCUUUACUUGAGGAAGAGGAUGCAUCGGAACAAGAUAUUCAUUUAGCUCUGGAGUCUGAUAAUUCAAGCAGUAAAUCAAGUUGUUCUUCAUCAUGGACAAACUGGUCUGUUGUUCCUGGCUUUCAGUACCAUCCUGAUCUACCCAUGCAUGCUGUCAUAAUGGAAAAGUCCAACGACCAUUUCGUUGUGAAAAUACGGCGUACAGCAGCAUCUACCCCCCCUGGUCUGAAACAGAAUAUGGUGGCUGAUGAAGCAUUGGCAUCGUUGCCCAGAGUGGGAAAGGAAACUGAUGAAGCAGCAGAGAAAGAAUAUAGUCCAUGUCAGAAUGGAGCUUUUAAGGCUGUGGAAUUGAACAAUUCCAACAAAAAUGUUGGUGGCAGUGAAUUAGCUCAUGAAGAGGAGGACUGUAUGAUACAAACACAGGUUCCCGAUAUAUAUGAAUUUCUUAAAGAUGCAUCAGAUAAAGUGGGUCAUAGUAAUGAAGUGGCUGCUGAAUGUUUCGAGUUGCACCAAGUAUGGGAACCAAAAGUGCCUGGAAACAUUGAAGAAUUGCCUCCAGUGGAAGAAAUUCCACAUUCUGUUGAGGAUCAUCUUUCAAAUACAUACAUAGACCUCACAAAAGGUCCAGUCACUGAGACCAAAAAUUUGGGGGAAUUCGUAGAAGUAACAGUUUUAAAUAUUGAUCAGUUGGAAUGUUCCAGUGGCAAUUUGGAUCAAAACGUUCAAAUACUAGACCCUAUGCAGCCUGAUAAUGUAGGUGCUUUUAUUGAUUUGACAGAAGAUGUUUCCAGUGAGAGUAAAACUGAAGGUGAUCCUCCUGCUUUAGCUGUUGAACACUUGGAAUGUCAGGUGAUAUGUGUAGAUGAAGAUAACUGUAAGGAAGAAACGGUGCAAGAGGCAAGCAGGCCUUUGGAAUGCAUUGUUGAGGAAGCCUAUAUUGAUUUGACCUCGGAAUCUCCCAGUUCAUACGAAGAAAAAAAGGAUGAUUUAAAACCAGAGUCAAAUUCUGAUAAUUCAGUGUUGCUUGGGGCUUCGGAUAAUGCUCACAAAAAGAGAAAAAGCUUUUCUGAUCUAAAUGAUUCUCAGAAAAAACAGAGAAAGGAAACAGACUUAACCAGUAGGGAAAAGACCAAGCAAAGUACUCAAGAUUCUGGUGAGAAUGGUGAAGCUCACCAAAGGAAGGCCAGUAAGAGGAAGGCCCCUGCAGUGACCAAAGUCUCCUCAUCGUUAAAGGGCAGCCCAGGGAUUAAGGAUCCACCAGAAACACCUGCCACUUCUACAAGCCUUUCUGCAAAGAACAUUAUUAAAAAGAAGGGAGAAAUUAUAGUUUCCUGGACAAGAAAUGAUGACCGAGAAAUUUUACUGGAGUGUCAGAAAAAAGGGCCAUCAUUGAAAACAUUUUCUUAUUUAGCUGCCAAGUUGAAUAAAAAUUCCAAUCAGGUCUCAGAAAGAUUCCAGCAGCUAAUGAAGCUCUUUGAAAAGUCAAAAUGCAGAUAAGUCGCUGAAUUGGAGUCUUCAUUGAUACUGCAUACUCCUCAGAAGCUUGCAAUUCCUCAUGUUUUAAAUGGGGAAGUCGAGGGCAGUUUUACGGCAUAUUUCAUUACUAGAUAAUAAGCUCCAUUUGUUUUUACCUGCUGACUGUUUAAUCUCAAGUCAGCAUGCUCAGCUUGUCCAAGUCAUCCGUCUGGUUUGCUUGCCUGUUAUUGGUCAAAUACUUUUAAACAGGUUAGAACUUGUCAUUAACAUAAAAGCAGCAAUGAUGUUGCAUUGAAAUCUUAGUUUUGAUAUUUCACAGAAAUUACUUUUUCUUUAUUCUAGAUUUUUAAAAAUAUUUUUGUAGCAUUUUAAACACUGAUUAUUUAGUUUGCUUUCAUCCAUUUUUACUUGCUUUUCUUAUUGCCUCUCAUUUUGGUAAAUUGUAAAAUACUUGAAAUAGUGUAUCUGUAAAUAUGUAUAAUUAUAGUAAUGUAAAAUGUAAAAUACUGUGUGUGUGUGUGUGUGUGUGUGUACACAUAAAUGGCUUUGCCUUGCCAAGGAUUUUUUUUAUUUGUAUAAAACAGUUUUGUAUAGUUUGUUUUCAAUACCAGUAAUGUGUAAAUAAAACCAUGUAAAGUUCUGCUACAUUUUGAUUAGAAUGU
Molecule: messenger RNA, 6363 nt
Organism: Manis javanica (Malayan pangolin)
Lineage: Eukaryota; Metazoa; Chordata; Mammalia; Pholidota; Manidae
Source: RefSeq, a predicted model, not a curated record